AUGGCAUUUCAACGACCACCUUCCAGGGUUCAAAUCUGCCUAGCAUCCAACCAACAACACUAUGGCAUUGGAGAUACGAUUCAAGGCGAGGUGCUUCUGACACCCCAAAAGCGGCUCUUACCCGAACAAUUAAGCAAAACAGAGGUAGAAAUCGACAGAAAUGGAAACAACAUUCCACUACCACCAUCCAUUGCCUCAAGCACAUUUCUUCACAUGAAACAGCCUACUGGAACUCAUUCAUCUGGCAUAUCAAAGGCUUUGGAAGCCGAAACGCAGUACCGAAUACCGUUCGAGUUCGUGGUUCCUGCCGAGCUGCCGCAUCAUAUUUGUCACCACCACCGGCACCAUGAGCAGGUUUACUGGGAACACACCCAGCUUCCGCCUAGUAUUGGUACUGCCGUUGAUUUUGGCAGAGGCGAAAUCGCAAUGCGCGAUGACAUGGCCCCUGCGAUCUUGUUCAUCACUUACGGAAUACGCGUUAGAAUCUAUUCCGACAAGACCCAACAAAAUGGAGGUCCAGCAGCAAUUGGAGAGUGGACGUACCCAGUACAUAUCAGACCGCAGCGGAAAGAGAAUCCACCAGUCUGGGUUCCUGACGGCAGCAAAUUCUACUGCAUGCGCCAGGACAGACAGAUUACCAAGGGUAUUCGUCGACGCCCAUAUACAGCCACUAGACAAGACCCGUUACCGGAAAUAUCUGGUCUGGAUCUCAGACUUAAGGCUGUCACGACAUAUGGAGCGGAAAUUUGGUCAGACUUUCCCGACUUGACGGAUCCAUCAUUGUGGAUCUCAAGCCAGGACUACUAUGCAGAUACAGUGCCUCUCCAUAGCUCUUCUGAUCAUCAGUUGAUAUGGCAAAAGUCAUCUGUUUGCGAGGAUCCUAUCUACCCCGCCAAUAUCAGCGUCGAUUUGACACAUACAACAGCUCUGGAGUUACCAAUAACACUUCCAGGGCAUCUGAAUCUUCCGCCAAGUUUCCACUCAUGUCUUGUCUCUCGGGUGUAUUCUUUAAAGCCGUCAUUACAUGUUCGCAUUGCGGGACAGUGGACGAACACGAAGAUUUCACUCACCGUUCCAAUUCAAAUAUGUUAA
Molecule: messenger RNA, 1092 nt
Organism: Aspergillus steynii IBT 23096
Lineage: Eukaryota; Fungi; Ascomycota; Eurotiomycetes; Eurotiales; Aspergillaceae
Exons: 3
Coding region: 1-1092 (363 amino acids)
Source: RefSeq, a predicted model, not a curated record